AGCCCCUGAGCACAGAACAACUUUCACAGUGUGUCUGUUUGGUACAGACUUUGUAUCUCCCCCCAAAAGAAUCAAGUCAUGCUCGGAAAAGAAGCUGCCAGUUCCAGGUGGAUCACUGAAGAACGCAGCGGAGCCAUUGAACCUAACUGAAAGAUAGAUGCAUUUUUAAGAUGAAAAAGGAAAAAAAAAACACCCAACAUCACACAACUGAAAACCUGUUCUUCAAGAGAGAGAACAACAUACUCUCUGUUGGUGGCUUGCACAGAAUUUCACUUGACUAGAGCUAAUGUUUACCUCAGAGAAAAGGAUUAUGAGGAUAAUAAGAUAGGUUUCCGAGAAACGGAGGAAUGGUCCUGAUCCGAGCGAGGCAAAUGACCAGGUCUGCUGGCAAAUGAAAUGGCGAGCCUAACACGAAGCUGUAAACAGACAGAGAGGUGAAUACGCUGCCAGAAGCCACUUCGUGGAAAGACUUAACAAGAGAGUUCAAUGAAUGUCAACCAUCUUGCACCCAGAGAAGGCAGCAAAUGGAGCAGUGGCCACUGUAUCUGUAUUGUGGAUGAGACCCUCUUGUAGGAGGAGACGCAGUAUCCCGCUGUGGCGACAGCCAUUUGGCAUCAGCACUGAGAAGCGGCGUGUGGCAAGGCUAGGUUGAUGUAGGCUCUGGAAGUCCCAUAUCUGGGGAACUGAAAGGAAGAGCUCAGCACAGACAAGCGAGGGACAUCUCAGUACCGAAAUUGCCUGAAAUCUGCCAGGAGGAUUGGGCAUAGAAUGUGUGUCAAAUGAGGAAUCUGCAGCAUCUUUGAUAGGAGCCUGCAACAGCCUUUGGCAUGACAGCAAAAGAACAUGUGUUGUUUGGGGCAAAUAGGUGUAUUUUGGGAUGAUUCUGUUACUCAAAGAUGUCUGUGACAUCAGACUGACUCUCCCAUCUGCAUUUAGUUUAUUGGCGUGACAUGGGCAAAGGAAGAAGCGAAAAGGUGAACUGGAUCCAAUAGCCGAGAGCAACAGUGCCUGUGCUUGACAAGUUUCUCGUUCGCUUUUACCUACUCUGGCAGAAUUAGGCACGUAUCUUAGGGUCAGUUUGGGAACAAUGUGCUUACGCCCUGUCUUAGAAAGAAGCGAAAGGCAAAGUUUUUACUGUGACCGUUGACGUGCCAGUUGGGAUGCGGUUUUGAGGAAGAACAUUUGUGAGGAUAGGCGAGGAGCCUGGUCCUGCUUUCAUUUAGACCGGUACAAACCCUGUUCUGCGCUUGAAACGUUGUCGUGCUGCGAGCGAAUAACUCUUAGUGUUGUAACUAGGUCCUUGUCGGGCUUUAUAUGAACUUGUGUGCUAGCUGAACCCCACCCACCUCGAACAGUUGUGCUGUUGCUCUUUGGCGUCUUUUUCAGAUGUUGUGGUCACACCACCUACUGCAUAAAUGAGAGCUAGUUUUCUACAGACAAAUGGCUCGAUACCUUUUAUUCCUACUGUGACUAGAGAUUUAUGUGCAGGGAAGCCAUCAUUCUACAGGAGCUAAAUACUAAUACAUACUAAGGAUUCAUGCAGUGUUAUGGUAACCUCUGGAGAUAAAAUAACACAUCCUUAAUGCAUAAUUGCAUGAGUUUGGAGAUUUUUAAAAAUGCACAGAGCAGACCAUACUACAUAAUGACAUCUUUGUUUGCAAACCGUGAGGAAAUUUGAAACGUAAGAUCACAAAAUAUGGCACUAUGAAACAAAAUUGCCAAAUCACCUUAUCGAAGGAAGGGGGGAAGACUUGAGCAGUAGUGUUAAUUAGAAAAGUGCAGCAUCAUCUACGGCAGCUACUCUACGACCCUAUCAAAAACUAUCUCCACUCCAGCUGGAAAUUCUACGAUCACGAUCCACGUCCCCUGCGAUUACAGUGCCGGUAUGGGCUAAGUCCGUGGAAACGAUGGUAUGGCAGCUUGCACCUGUCUGGGGCGAGCAUCGCUGCAGAAAGCCGGCGCUGCUAGCAACGAGGCAGUUGGGGGUGCGGUAGGUAGUUUGAAGUGAGAGCGGCCGACUUCUCUCUUAGCUGGCGCCUAACGAGCCCCUGCCUCAGCGUCGAGGCCUCUUCUGGGCAGUCCGGACGGCUACGGGACCGCUCCCGGGGGCGGCCGUGGGAGCGGAGCACGCGUGCGCGUUCGUGCCUGCUGCCGCCAGAGCUCCGGAGAGGAAGGGGGAGGCUGCGGGGCAGGGGCAGCUCCGCCCGGAGCCCGCUUCUGCGGCGGCAGACGCGGCCGUGACCGCCUUUCGGGGCGGUGCGGGGGGCGGCCGCGCGGGACGACGUCGCCGCGCGGGACGACGUCACCGCACGGCGCAGUGCGGGGCUGGGCCGUGCACCGCUAGAGCAGAUCUGUCAGCGCCUAUCCUGAGAUGCUAUUUUGGAACUCAUUCGGCUGUUCCACCUGGCACAGUACGCACACUUUGGCUACAGGAGCAAUUCCGAUGAGUCCCGAGGAGUCUGUUCAGCACUUGAACGCUAUUAAUCUCUGAGAGAGCAGUGGCAGUGCUGAGGGUGGCUUGUGGGACGCCUACCCGCGAUGAUUCCACCGUCUGCAACAACCCCUGUCAGCGAUGCUGCGUUCUUGCCGAGCGUGGCUUCUCAGGAAAUCUGGCGGUCACAAGUUCCAGGCUAUUCUGGAUCGGUCGCGCGGCACAUAAGUCAUCGGGCCAACAACUUCAAGAGACAUCCGAAAAGGAGAAAACACAUCCGCCCUUCGCCGCCGCCGCCGCCGAAUACUCCGUGUCCUAUUGAUUUGAUUGACUUUGGGGAUCUCCAGCCUCAGAGGUCUUUCCUAGAACUCCUGUUUAAUGGAUGCGUUCUCUUUGGGCUGGAGUUCAGCUAUGCCAUGGAAACAGCCUACGUUACCCCUGUGCUGCUUCAGAUGGGGCUUCCGGACCAACUGUAUGGAAUGGUGUGGUUCAUCAGCCCUAUAUUAGGGUUCUUGCUACAGCCUUUGCUGGGUGCCUGGAGUGACAGAUGCACAUCAAGAUUUGGGAGGAGAAGACCUUUCAUUCUGGUGUUGGCAAUAGGAGCGUUGCUUGGGCUCUCGCUUAUGCUGAAUGGCAAAGAUAUAGGGAGCGCCUUGUCUGACACUGCGAAUAACCACAAAUGGGGGAUUGUUCUUACGGUCUGCGGUGUUGUCCUCAUGGACUUCAGCGCAGAUUCAGCAGACAAUCCCAGUCAUGCCUACAUGAUGGAUGUAUGCAGCCCAGUGGAUCAAGACAGGGGCCUCAACAUCCACGCUUUGUUAGCAGGUCUUGGAGGUGGCUUUGGUUAUGUUGUUGGAGGAAUACACUGGGAUAAAACCAGUUUUGGAAAAGCCGUGGGAGGGCAACUUCGCGUCAUCUAUGUCUUCACCUCAGUUAUACUGACUGUCGCUACCGUGUUGACUCUAAUUAGCAUUCCAGAAAGACCCUUAAGGUCCUUUACUGGGAAGAAAAAGGUGAUGAAGAGUCCAAGUCUUCCUCUCCCUCCUUCUCCACCUCUCUUCUUUGAGGAGGGCGUAAAUGAAAACUUUGCUUCUCGUAACUCAGCUCACUUAUAUGCAAGUUUUACGAGUCCCGUGUCCCCCCUCAGCCCGCUCACACCCAAAUACGGCAGCUUUGUCAGCAGAGACAAUUCCUUGACGGGAAUUAAUGAGUUUGCAUCGUCAUUUGGGACUUCAAAUAUUGACAGUGUGCUUAUAGACUGUUUUACAGGCGGGCACAAUAGUUACUUGGGACUUCCAGCUAGCUUGCCCAGGCAGCCUGUCAGCGUCAGCUUUCCCCGGGUGCCUGAUGGCCGUUAUCAAGGAGAAAGCGGAGUUCCGGAGCAAGAGGAGAGCAGCGUUGUGCCGGGGCCUGACGGCGAGGCGCUAAGGGUGGGCUCGCUGGAUGCGAUAAAGCCACGGUCAUCGGGGAUCCUGAAAAGACCUCAGACCUUGGCCAUUCCGGAUCUCGUAACGGGGCAGUGUCCAGAAAAUAGCAGAAGAAGAAACGUAACCUUCAGCCAACAGGUUGCUAAUAUCUUGCUGAACGGUGUUAAGUAUGAGAGCGAGCUGAAUGGAUCAGGCGAGACUUCUGAGCAACCACUCUCCGUGAAACUUCUUUGUUCGACCGUCUGCCAGAUGCCCAAGGCUCUUCGUAACCUCUGCAUCAACCACUUCUUAGGAUGGCUUUCGUUUGAGGGGAUGUUACUCUUCUAUACCGACUUCAUGGGAGAAGUAGUGUUUCAAGGGAAUCCGAAAGCGCCUCACAACUCAGAUGAGUAUCAGAAGUACAACGCUGGGGUCACCAUGGGCUGCUGGGGAAUGUGCAUCUAUGCAUUCAGUGCUGCUUUCUAUUCAGCCGCCCUGGAGAAGCUGGAGGAGCGGUUCAGCACACGGACGCUGUACUUUGUGGCGUAUUUGGCCUUUGGGCUGGGCACGGGGCUGGCCACGCUCUCCAGAAACGUCUACGUGAUCCUGUCGCUGUGCACUACCUAUGGCAUCCUCUUUGCCACGCUCUGCACGCUGCCCUACUCUCUGCUCUGCGACUACUACCAGAGCCGCGAGUUCGUAGGCUCGCAGGCGGAGGGCACGCGUCGCGGGAUGGGCGUUGACAUCUCCCUGCUGAGUUGCCAGUACUUCCUGGCGCAGAUCCUCGUGGCCCUGGCCAUGGGGCCGCUGACGGCGGUCGUGGGCAGUGCCAGCGGUGCCAUGUACUUCGCCAGCCUGGUGUCCUUCCUGGGCUGUCUCUUCUCCUCCCUCUGCGUCACCUACGAGCUGCCGCCCGCCGAGGAGCUGCCGCCCGCCGAGGAGCAGCGCCCGCUCUUGCCCCGUGCGCGGAACGAAUAAAUGGGAGAAACUGC
This is a messenger RNA of Grus americana (Whooping crane), 4829 nucleotides long. It is a transcript of the gene SLC45A1, whose product is annotated as solute carrier family 45 member 1. Lineage: Eukaryota; Metazoa; Chordata; Aves; Gruiformes; Gruidae. Gene Ontology annotation, biological process: transmembrane transport. The transcript has 11 exons. The record is from RefSeq and is a predicted model, not a curated record. The coding region runs from base 2539 to 4815 and encodes 758 amino acids. Gene Ontology annotation, molecular function: sucrose:proton symporter activity. Gene Ontology annotation, cellular component: membrane.